CACAAGUCUGAUAACGUCACUGCCCAAACGUUUAAGGACACAUGCAAUUCUUUGUCUAUUGCUGUUUUGAAGUUCGUCCUCAGUGCAGGUCAACAGUGUCAAAACAGCUUCAAGAGCCAUGGCUGCGUUCCUCCAUCACUGCCCCUUCCUGAAAUCGGUCCCGAAGCCUGCUUUAAGGACCACCGGUGCUGCCCUUCUUUCCAUGGCUGAUCAAUGUCCUAUGAUUGUCCGGCACAUGACAGUUUGUCCCUCAGUUUUCAAGGAGAGAAAAACAACUAUCCAUUCUACCCAAUCAGUAGGUCCUAUGACUCUGAGGGUGGACUCAAAGCGCCAUUUUGCCCAGUCAGCAACUCAGGUGGUUGUCUCGAUGUCCAGAGAAUGUCCCUUUGUCUCCAAAGAGAUUGGCAUGGUAAAAGCAAGCCCUGAGGUUCAAGAGGAUGUACCAACAGAGUAUAAUACAGGCAUAAGAUCUCUUUUGAAGGAAUACAAGGAGUCCAUCUCGCCAAAGGUCCAAAACCCCAUUGCGUCCCUCCUCAAGGACAACAUGGUGGGACCCAGUUUUGACUAUGAUGGGUUCUUUGAUCAGAAGAUCUUUGAGAAAAAGAAUGACCACACCUACCGCGUCUUUAAGACCGUGAAUCGGCGUGCUGACAUCUUUCCCUUUGCUGAAGACUACUCCAUCACCGGGCGGAAAGGCUCCCAAGUGUCUGUCUGGUGCAGUAACGACUAUCUGGGCAUGAGUACUCACCCCCAGGUCCUCAAGGGGAUUCAGGAUGCCCUCAAUAGGCAUGGUGCCGGUGCUGGAGGUACCAGAAACAUCUCUGGCACCAGCAACUACCAUGUGCUUUUGGAGCAAGAACUUGCAGAGCACCACCAGAAAGAUGCAGCGUUGGUGUUCUCAUCUUGCUUUGUAGCCAAUGACUCCACCCUCUUCACCUUGGCUAAAAUGCUGCCCGGCUGUGAGAUCUACUCUGACAUGGGAAACCAUGCUUCAAUGAUCCAAGGCAUAAGGAACAGUGGUGCCAAGCGUUUCAUCUUCCGUCAUAAUGACAGUCAACAUCUGGAGGAACUACUGAGUCGCUCUGACCCCAAGACCCCCAAAAUUGUUGCCUUUGAGACUGUGCACUCUAUGAACGGUGCUAUAUGUCCCCUGGAAAGGCUGUGUGAUGUGGCCCAUCGUUAUGGAGCCUUAACGUUUGUUGAUGAGGUCCAUGCUGUGGGCCUGUAUGGAGCCCAUGGGGCUGGUGUGGGGGAGAGAGACCACAUCAUGCAUAAGAUUGACAUUGUCUCUGGGACCUUAGGUAAAGCCUUUGGCUGCGUAGGGGGCUACAUUGCCAGUAGCGCCGCCUUAGUGGACACAGUACGCUCCUACGCUGCAGGCUUUAUCUUCACUACUUCGCUGCCCCCAAUGGUCCUGGCUGGGGCCCUGGAGUCAUUGAGGGUCCUGAGGAACUCUGAAGGCCAGGCGCUGCGCAGGGCCCAUCAAAGGAAUGUCAAAUACAUGAGACAGCUGCUCCUGGACAAAGGACUACCAGUGGUCAACUGUCCUAGCCACAUCAUCCCAAUAAAGGUUGGUAACGCAGAGCUCAACUCCAAGGUGUGUGACCUCUUGCUAAAGAAACAUAACAUCUACGUCCAGGCGAUCAACUACCCAACAGUAGCCCGUGGUGAGGAGCUGCUGCGCCUGGCACCCUCCCCUCACCACAACCCAGCAAUGAUGGAGUACUUUGUGGAGCGGCUCUUAGAGGUGUGGCAAGAAACAGGGCUCCUUCUGAACGGGCCAGCGACUGUCUCCUGUACGUUCUGUGACCGCCCACUGCACUUUGACCUGAUGAGUGAGUGGGAAAAGUCCUACUUUGGCAACAUGGAGCCUCAAUACAUCACUGUGUCCACACUGCACAAAACCAGAGAAAGGUGUCCAUAAACAUACAUCCUUCUCUGUGUUUAUGUAAAGAUAAUUCAUUACACAUUAUCAUCACUGUUAGUUUAUAACAUGGUUCAUUCAAACAUCAUGCAUGUUAUGCAGACUACACAUUCUAAUCUUGUUAUUUCAUUCAGUAUUUAUCUUCAGUGUUUAGUGUUUCUAAAGUUACUCACUAUCAACUAAAAUAUAUAUGAAUACAGCAUAAUUGGUAAAUAAAAUGUGUGGCCCUAUCCCCCUUUGAUAUAGUGACUUAAAACAUAAAUCCUGCACAUGGGCACUUUCUAAAAUAAUUUAUAAUCUCAGGGUGAUAUUUUAGAUUGUAUAGACUUAUGUAUACAUUUUCAUGUGCUUUGGUCUAAUAUUAAAAUCCCCAAUCAUCAGUUCUCUCAUAACAUAAUUGAAGCUGAAAAAAACUGAAGAGAAUUUAUAUUCAACAUUUAACAAAUUAAAUGUGAAAAAUGGAAUGAAGUAAAAUCAACAUUGUGGUGUGUAAAUUGCAUCUUUAAAAGAAUCUGUCUCACUAGUUACAGUAUGUAAUAAAAUAAGUACAUUUGA
Molecule: messenger RNA, 2479 nt
Organism: Esox lucius (northern pike)
Lineage: Eukaryota; Metazoa; Chordata; Actinopteri; Esociformes; Esocidae
Gene: alas2
Product: aminolevulinate, delta-, synthase 2
Exons: 10
Coding region: 119-1924 (601 amino acids)
Biological process (GO): erythrocyte development; hemoglobin biosynthetic process; heme biosynthetic process
Cellular component (GO): mitochondrial matrix; mitochondrion
Molecular function (GO): 5-aminolevulinate synthase activity; pyridoxal phosphate binding
Source: RefSeq, a predicted model, not a curated record